CACACCCAUGGCCACCACCACCACCACCACCAUCACCGCCACAGCGCAGCACCACCACCCCCACCACCACAAGCAGCGGCCAUGUCUUCCUCGGCCUCCCUGCAGAGCUUCCUCCCGCCCUCGGCCCACGCGGCGAGGUCGUCGUCCCGGCACCGGCCCAGCCGCGCCCGCCCCUUCCAGUGCGCGGCCGUCUCCGCGCCGUCGUCGUCGGCCGCCUCGCCGUCGGCCUCGGCCGUCCCGGCGGAGCGGCUGGAGCCUCGCGUGGAGCAGCGGGAGGGCGGCUACUGGGUGCUCAAGGAGAAGUACCGCACCAGCCUGAACCCGCAGGAGAAGGUGAAGCUGGGCAAGGAGCCCAUGGCGCUCUUCACGGAGGGCGGCAUCAAGGAGCUCGCCAAGCUGCCCAUGGAGCAGAUCGACGCCGACAAGCUCACCAAGGAGGACGUCGACGUGCGGCUCAAGUGGCUCGGCCUCUUCCACCGCCGCAAGCAGCAGUAUGGGCGGUUCAUGAUGCGGCUGAAGCUGCCCAACGGCGUGACGACGAGCGAGCAGACGCGGUACCUGGCCGGCGUGAUCGAGAAGUACGGCAAGGAGGGGUGCGCCGACGUGACGACCCGGCAGAACUGGCAGAUCCGCGGCGUGACGCUGCCGGACGUGCCGGAGAUCCUGGAGGGGCUCCGCUCCGUCGGCCUCACCAGCCUGCAGAGCGGCAUGGACAACGUGCGCAACCCCGUCGGCAGCCCGCUCGCCGGCAUCGACCCCCUCGAGAUCGUCGACACGCGCCCCUACACCAACCUCCUCUCCUCCUACAUCACCAACAACUCCGAGGGCAACCUCGCCAUCACCAACCUUCCUAGGAAGUGGAACGUGUGCGUGAUCGGCACCCACGACCUGUACGAGCACCCGCAUAUCAACGACCUGGCGUACAUGCCGGCCGAGAAGGACGGCAAGUUCGGGUUCAACCUGCUGGUGGGCGGGUUCAUCAGCCCCAAGAGGUGGGGCGAGGCCCUGCCGCUCGACGCCUGGGUGCCCGGCGACGACAUCAUCCCGGUCUGCAAGGCCGUCCUCGAGGCCUUCCGCGACCUCGGCACCAGGGGCAACCGCCAGAAGACGCGCAUGAUGUGGCUCAUCGACGAGCUCGGGAUGGAGGCGUUCCGGUCGGAGAUCGAGAAGAGGAUGCCGAACGGCGUGCUGGAGCGCGCGGCGGCCGAGGACCUGAUCGACAAGAAGUGGGAGAGGCGUGACUACCUCGGCGUGCACCCGCAGAAGCAGGAGGGGCUCUCCUUCGUCGGCCUGCACGUGCCCGUCGGCCGGCUGCAGGCCGCCGACAUGUUCGAGCUGGCCCGCCUCGCCGACGAGUACGGCUCCGGCGAGCUCCGCCUCACCGUGGAGCAGAACAUCGUGCUCCCCAACGUCAGGAACGACAAGGUGGAGGCGCUGCUCGCCGAGCCGCUGCUGGAGAAGUUCUCGGCGCACCCGUCGCUGCUGAUGAAGGGGCUGGUGGCGUGCACCGGCAACCAGUUCUGCGGGCAGGCCAUCAUCGAGACCAAGGCGCGGGCGCUGCAGGUGACGCGCGACGUGGAGGCGCGCGUGUCCGUGCCCAGGGCGGUGCGCAUGCACUGGACGGGGUGCCCCAACAGCUGCGCGCAGGUGCAGGUGGCCGACAUCGGCUUCAUGGGCUGCCUCACCAAGAACAGCAGCGGCAAGAUCGUCGAGGCGGCGGACAUCUUCGUCGGCGGCCGCGUCGGCAGCGACUCGCACCUCACGGGGGUGUACAAGAAGGCGGUGCCGUGCGAGGACCUGGUGCCCGUCGUCGCCGACCUCCUGGUGGAGCGGUUCGGGGCCGUGCCCAGGGAGAGGGAGGAGGACGAGGAGUAGGCCGGCCGGCUACGAGCGCCACCGGCUGACCUCCUUCUCCUGAUCUCGAUCGCCUCUGUCGUCGGCUCGUCGCGCACGUAGAGAUGGGCUGCGGCUGAUGUAAAGUAGGCAAUGCCGCCAUGCUUCCAUGGCGCACGCUUGUACCACGUUUUUGGUUUGUUGUCGGAGCCCAAAGUUCUUCCGGUUACGUUACAGGGGAUGAUUGAAUUGGUGAUAUA
Messenger RNA from Triticum urartu, 2093 nucleotides. RefSeq names its product nitrite reductase 1 (gene NIR1). The record is from RefSeq and is a predicted model, not a curated record. Gene Ontology annotation, molecular function: iron-sulfur cluster binding; oxidoreductase activity; heme binding. Lineage: Eukaryota; Viridiplantae; Streptophyta; Magnoliopsida; Poales; Poaceae.